This is a messenger RNA of Eriocheir sinensis (Chinese mitten crab), 686 nucleotides long. RefSeq names its product translation initiation factor IF-2-like. The record is from RefSeq and is a predicted model, not a curated record. Lineage: Eukaryota; Metazoa; Arthropoda; Malacostraca; Decapoda; Varunidae. The transcript has 3 exons. The coding region runs from base 18 to 686 and encodes 222 amino acids.
CAGACAGCAAAACAAUAAUGGGUGAGCCUCAAGUCGAUGAUCUGAUGGAUGUCCUGCGUGCUGACAUAAAGGACGUGAGACCUGCUGCAGGAGGAGCAACAGCAGAUCCGUUGGUCAGUUUCAAUAGCCACGAAUCUGCAGAUGCACCAACUGUAAUAUAUGUUGAUGCAUCUGCAGAAGAAGCGCUUCCCCCUUCAUCCACCCCCUCAGAAGAUCCCACCACGGGACAAAUGGGAGCUGUAAGGGCAGUGGAGUCUGCUGCCCAGGAACACAAGGCAGCUGCUCAGGCAGUGGCAUCCGCUGCACGGGCCCAAGAGGCAGCUGCCCGAGCACAGGAGUCCGCUGCGAGGGCCAAGGAGUCCACUGCGAGGGCCAAGGAGUCCACUGCGAGGGCCAAGGAGUCCGCUGCGAGGGCCAAGGAGGCAGCUAUGCGGGCCAAGGAACAGGCUGCCAAGGAGAAAAUUGAGGUGUUUGGAGGCAGCCUGGACAAGCACACGGAGCGGCGCCACUACCUCAACUCCCCCUUCAAGGCCCGCUACGUUCGCCUGCACCCCCAGCGCAGGAGGAGGUCCAUCGCCCUGUGCGCCGCCCUCAUCGGCUGCCCACACAAAGGAGACUGCGGCGAGGGCUUCUUCCGCGUCCCGCCCGAUACCAGCUGCGGUGAAUGUGUCUGGCUUGUAUUUUAG